This is a messenger RNA of Peronospora matthiolae, 1137 nucleotides long. NCBI's taxonomy places the organism in Eukaryota, Oomycota, Peronosporomycetes, Peronosporales, Peronosporaceae. The record is from the annotation of a GenBank genome assembly.
AUGGCAUCACGAGACAGAGGACGUCAGCAAGCGGCAGAGUGUGCGCACCUGAAGGCGCAGCUCCUGAGUCUAGCGGAGGAGUCUAAGUCCGUUCUGUUGGAACUCGGAUCUGCUCUGAAUCAGCGCUAUCGGAAUCGCGCCCCCGACCAUCAGACGCAGCAGCUUCUUCAUCGCAAGAACGAGGUGGUAACUCGUCUGAGGGGGUUGGUGAAUGCACAGGGUUUAGGUGAGACGGGAGAGGGGUCACAGCAAGAUACUUACGAAGUCCAGCAAAGGAUGAUUGAGGAACUGGAAAGACAGCUGCAAAAUGAACGCGCUGGGUUUGUAGCAGAACGAAAUCGGUUGCAACAGCAGCUCGCGCGAGUUGCUUCGAAUGCUCAGACGGAGCUGGACUCUUCAUUAAAGAGAAUGUUGCCGCAACUGCGGGGGCUACUUGACGCGUAUGAUCGCGAGCAAGGAAACUGUGCCAGUGGCAUUCAAAAACCGGCUCAGCAGACUGUCACGGUUACGGGCAAGACUUCUCAUCAAGAGCUGAACCAGCGUAUGAAAGACAUGGAGACUAAGUUUGAUGCGGAGCGAGCUGAUCUCCUAGAACAAGCAAGUGAAGCAAUUAAUGCCCAACGCGAUAUCAGCCACGAGAACUUGUUGGAGCGCGAAACGGUGCUCACGUGCCCAAUUUCGCUGGAUCUGUUUGAGGACCCGGUCGUCACUACGUGCUGCGGAAAGACUUUCUCGUCGGGCGUGUUACGCCAAGCACUGAGGCGCAAUAAUUUCUGCCCUUUUUGUCGCGCGCACAAUGUUUCGACCCAUGCUAAUCGUGACAUGUCGACUUUGGUGGAGCUCCACCGCACAGAGUGUUUAAUGCUGGGCUUACCAGAAACCGUUGCCACUAGCAACUCGCCUGCCGCCACGGAAAGCUCGGCGGUUGAAGACAGUCGAUCCAGACGAGAGACUGAACCUCCACGUGGGAAUUCUAGUAUUCUGCAAAGUUUGGAAAAUGUCCGCCAGCGCUUGGCAGGAGGCCAACCUCGGUCGGAUAUGUUUAUUCACCGAUCGAGUGUGAUUGAUCCUGACAUUUUGCCGAGGGCAGGCGUGCCCGUUAGUUCUGGUUUUUUGUACUACGACUCGGAUUACUAG